AUGAUACACAAUGUGCCAAUUCCUCUUGAUUCUCGAGCUGCUUUUGAUUGCUUAGGUCGACUUGAAACUAGAUCAAUUGAAGAGAAAAAAGAGCUAGUUUAUCUUAAUGACAAAUUUAUAGAUUUGAUUGAAAAUGUAAGGUUUUUUCAAUAAGUUCCCAUGAAUUAUUUUGAUUUUUUGCAGGUUCACUUCCUAGAAGCAGAAAAUCAAGUAUUGCUACACGACAGAAAUUUAUUGAAGACUGGAAUUGAGAGUGGAAACACUGGAAUUGAUCAGAUUUUUCAAUCGGAAUUGACUGUGAGUUGUGGUUUAUUUUUAGUGUUUUUUAUUACUCUUAUCGGAAAAAAAAACUAUUAACAUAAAAAAAAACUAUUCUUUUUUUUCUUGAUAGAAAAAAAAACUGUCAAAAAAUGUGGGCCUUAUCAAAUAUAGUUUUUGUGCUUUUCGGAAAUUUUUGAGUGCAGAUGAUUUUUUGUGAAGAAGUGAAUUCUACAGUCUAAAAUCUCCAGAGUUAGAGAGUAACUUUUUUUGAUCUACCAGAAUUUAGGUUGUGAUGUCUGACAAAUUUAAUUUUUUUUUUCUAUUCCGAUCACAGAAAAAUGUUUGAAAUCCUGAACUUCCAGAUUAUUCAAAAAACCUUGAAAUUUUCAACUUCAAAAUUCAAAUAUCAAUCCCAGAAGCAACCCAUAAACUGAUUGAAUUUCCAAUCGCACGCAUACGAAAUUGUACAUUUUUAUGAUCAUUUCUCAUUUCUCCAACAUGUGUAGUUGAUGAUAAUUAUUAACAACCCCCGCAAAUGUUUUUGCUGCAACAGAAAAAUACACACAUUUUUCUGAUAAAAAAUGUGUACAAUUAAUUGUUUGCACAAUGAAUGAGUGAAUCAUUUUUGAAAGAUUGAAAAUCGUUUAUUAUAAUUAUUGAGGGUUUGGCACAAUUUUCUAUAAAAUCAAAAAGGAAUUGGGACAUCCACAGUAUUCAAAAAAUAUGGUUCAAUUUUUUAGACCAUCCGCAUUGGUGUUGAAGAAAAACAACGGAGCCGUGAGCAUUUUGCAAACGAGGCAACAUUGCUUGAAUCGCAAGUUCAGGACGCUUAUCAAAGACUUCAAUCAAUCAAUUCAGCAAGCUUGGGAAUUCCAAACGAUCUUGAUGCUGAACUCAAAAGAUUGUCUGAAAUCGAAGCUGAAAAUGCACAUUAUGUUCGGCGAAUUCGUUAUAUGGAAGAGAAAAAUCGCAGUAUUCGCGGUGGAUUAGGACCAAUUCAAGAAUCAAUCAAUUUGAUGAGACUCGUAAGAAUAUUUAGUGUUUUUUUUUUAAUUUGAAAAAAAAACACAAAAAUUUCAGAGAAAAGAUCAAGCUGAAAGUUUGAAAAAUGAGUUUGCCAAUCGUCGUAAUGAUUUGAUCAAUAGUAUUCAUAACAUGGAAGCCGAAAACAAAUCGGUAAACUUUACUUAUAAAAAAAAUAUUUUUUGAAAUUCUUUAAUUGCAGAUCAUCAUGAAUGAGCACAAAUAUUUCAUAAGAGAUCGUAAGGUCGAUCAAACUGCGUUCAGAAAUCAAUUCCGUGCAGAAAUCGAUGCAAUUCGACAAAAUUAUGAGGCUCUUCGACUUCGAUCAAAGGAAGAAAUCACAAUUCGUCUUCAAACCAGAAUUCGUGAUAUUCAAAGUCGAGUUCCAGAUCAUAAACAGAUUAUUAUUGGAGAGUUGCGACAAGUUAGGGAACAUAUUCGUGUUGUUCAAUCGCAAAUUUCAGACACAGAAUUGAAGGUAAAUUUUUUUAAAACUAUUUAGAAACAUCCUCGUUUUUCAGAACACCCUUGUUCAAAACCUCAUUGAUAACAUGCGCAGCGAAGCCGCUGAAAACACCAAGUUCUUUGAAAUCAGCUUGGCAGAACGUGACGCCGAAACUGAUCGUUUCAAAACUCAAUGCACCCAACUCGCGAUGGAAAUGGAAAAACUUUGCGAUCAACAAAUUGUGAGUUUUUUCAAAAACGUUCCUCCAACCUCUAAAUGUUUUUUCCAGACCCUCACCGCUGAAAUUGAGCGUUAUCGUAAAUUGUUGGAUGGUAUCAGCGGUGUGAAUGUAACCGGUUUGUCAAGCGUUAGUAUUCCAAGAACCGGAGCAUCAAUCAGUGUUGGAACAACUUCAACAAUCAUUGAACAUCGCGGACCAAGCCCUUCACCAUAUAUUCCAUCUCCUCUUGCUUCUGGAAUCACUAACACUCAAAAUAUCGUUCAUGAAGUUAUUCAAACUGGGCAAAACGUGGUUUACACCCCUAACAUUCCAUCAGCAGCUCAAUCUGGCAGUGUUGUUCAAGAAUUUACCGGAGUUAGCACAUAUAUCCCAUCGCCACUUGCAUCUGGAAAUGAUUAUGCUAGAGAGAUAACAAGUUCUGUGACAGGUUAUACACCAUAUAUUCCAGCACCAUCUGCAACUGCUGAAAGUGUUGUCUAUGAAACAAAACAAAACUCCUCAACAGGAUAUUCUACAGGAUAUGUUGCACCAUAUACAACUGGAAGAUCGCUUUAUGAUCGUUAUCAAUCGAGAGCAGAAUCGAGAGCCGAAUCGCAUACUGGAAGAUCAGUUUCGUAUCUUCCAACAUCUAGAAUCUAUGAAGACACACAUAAACACUACUCCUUGCCACCAGCUCCAAGAGUUUAUACACCAAUCCCUGCUCCAUCUCCAGCUCCAGCAGCAGUUUUAGAAACUAGAGUGUACACACCAAUCCCAUCACCAGCGCCAAUUCACGAACAUACUGGAACUCGAAUCUAUCAUACAGAAACUGUCAGAGAACACCAAUCGAGUCAUGGACACGAAUAUGGAACUUAUGCCGGUUCUCAACAACAAACUGGAGAUCAUUCAAGAUUCGCUAGCACUGUUGAUAACGUUGUUUCUCAACAUCUGAUUUCAAGAGGAGUGCAUUCGCAAAAUGUUGGACUUACACAAACUACAGGUUUGCUCAUUUUCUGAAAAAUUCACAAUCAGUUUUGCAUGUUAUCUUUUAAAACUCCCGCAAAAUCAGCUCAACGUAAAAAAUUCCAAUCAUUUUUUACUACACAAUCAAAAUUUUUUAAUACUAUUGUUUUAGGUGACAAUUGCGACAGCUUAACUGAUAACAAAACGCGUUUCAUGUUUUUUUUCCAGAUGAAGAAAGUAUUGAUUUGGACAAUGUUCAAAGAUUCACAAGAUGGUAUAAGGGACGAGUCAAGAUUUCUGACGUCACUCCAGAUUUCAUUAUUUUGGAGAACAGAAGCGCUAGAAAACGCGCCAAUAUUGGUGGAUUCAAAUUGAUUCAUAAAACAGGUUUCAAAAGCGUAUUCCUAGAUUUCCCAGCUCAUUUGAUCCUUGAACCCAAGGAUAGCUUGAAGGUUGGUUAGCAUAAAAUUCUAAAAUAAUUUUCAAAUAUAUCUUCAGAUCUACGCUCGAAACUCGAACCAUCCAGUCGGAAGUUUGGUGGUUGAAACUGAUGAAUUUGACACAACAAUCUUGUCCGAAACUGCACUUCGAAAUCAAACUGAUGAUGUGAAAACGUGGUUCAAAUAUGUUACCAACACUGAACAUGACACACAAUAUUGA
Caenorhabditis angaria is the source of this 3572-nucleotide messenger RNA. Lineage: Eukaryota; Metazoa; Nematoda; Chromadorea; Rhabditida; Rhabditidae. The record is from the annotation of a GenBank genome assembly.